Messenger RNA from Orycteropus afer afer, 1647 nucleotides. RefSeq names its product A-kinase anchoring protein 7 (gene AKAP7). Gene Ontology annotation, molecular function: protein kinase A regulatory subunit binding. Gene Ontology annotation, cellular component: cytosol. The record is from RefSeq and is a predicted model, not a curated record. NCBI's taxonomy places the organism in Eukaryota, Metazoa, Chordata, Mammalia, Tubulidentata, Orycteropodidae.
AUGCUUUCAGUUGAGUCCCAAUCUCGCCCCUCAAAGCGUGGGACGGGAAAGGCCGCGCCACAGGAAAUAACUGAGGGCUGCCAAAGGCCUCAGGAGGCCGCCCUGGCUCCGGAGGGAAGACUGGCUCGCCUCCGUACAAUCAAGAGGAGCCCUGUGCUCUCCGCCGACUUGUGCUCGCCGGCUGCACUCCACCACCCCCCGCCCCCCUCGGUGACCGCAGGCGAGCGGGCGUCGCUUGCCCGAAUCCGGGUACCGUCGGCGAUUCGGGUCGGCCCCUUCCGGCUCGUUCCGGGAGCUCACCGGGCGCAGAGCGGGAAUUCGGCCCCGGCGCCCAGCGUGAGUAUGCAGCUCCUGCAGUUGCUGCCGCCGCGAGGACUGCGGCUCUGGGCGCUCCGCACCUCCGCAGGCCUGGCUGCUGCUGCUCGAGCCGUGGUUGUCCUCCGAGGCCUCCGCCCCCCGCACCGCCCUCGCGCACAGCCCGCCGGCCCCGGGCUCCGCCCCGGCCUCCUCCUCGCGCCCAGCACUGGCCUGCAAAGCUGGAAUAGCGCCACCAGUGAAGAUCUGUCGCCCGGUUGCGCUGCAACGAUGGAACUCCCCGAAGCGGUCACUGAUGUACCUCAAAUAAAUUUGAAGAUAAGUGAAGAAAAUGAAUGUAUCAGGAAAGAUCAAAUAAAGAAGAAAAAAAAGCGUAAAGAUUAUCAGCCCAACUAUUUUCUGUCCAUUCCAGUCACCAACAAAGAGAUUACAAAAGGAAUUAAGAUCCUGCAAAAUGCAAUAAUACAACAAGAUAAGCGACUGGCCCAAGCAAUGGUCAGUGAUGGUUCCUUUCAUAUUACCCUGCUAGUGAUGCAAUUAUUAAAUGAAGAUGAAGUAAACAUGGCUAUUGAUGCACUGUUGGAAUUAAAACCAUUCAUAGAAGAAAUCCUGCAAGGAAAACCUUUGACUUUGCCUCUUCAAGGUGUUGACACUUUUAGCGAUCAGAUUGGCUAUGUAAAGCUGGCAGAGGGAGAGCACAUAACCCCACUUUCAGAGAUAGCAGAGGGUGCCAAAAGGACAUUUCAAGCAAAAGGCAUCUUGGCAGGAGACAGCAGAAGUUUUAAGCCUCAUUUGACCUUCAUGAAAUUGUCAAAAGCACCAUGGCUCCGUAAGAAUGGAGUGAAAAAAAUAGACCCUGAAUUCUAUGAAAACUUUAUCAGUCACAGAUUUGGAGAAGAAAUCUUACAUCGUAUAGACCUUUGUUCCAUGGUGAAGAAAAAACAAAGCAAUGGUUAUUAUCACUGUGAGUCUUCCAUUGUGAUUGGUGAAAAGAACGGAGGGGAGCCUGAUGAUGCGGAACUGGUAAGGCUCAGUAAAAGGCUGGUGGAGAACGCGGUGCUCAAGGCUGUCCAGCAGUAUCUGGAAGAAACACAGAGCAAAAGCAAGCCGGGGGAUGGGAGCUCUGUGAAGCCUGAAGAGGCUGAUAGGAAUAUCAAUGACAGUGAUGACAACAGGAAAUGAGACCUGAGCCCUGGGUCCACUGCUCUGGGAGAAGCAUCCCUGUUCCCCUCUGCUAAGUCGUGGGACUGACCUGAGUUACGCUGCUUAAGGGUCUCGUGGAAUCUGAGGAGCCUGUUUAAUACUUUCAUGAUAGAUGUGUUUGCUUUUCUG